Molecule: messenger RNA, 1491 nt
Organism: Grosmannia clavigera kw1407
Lineage: Eukaryota; Fungi; Ascomycota; Sordariomycetes; Ophiostomatales; Ophiostomataceae
Product: glutamine amidotransferase
Exons: 4
Coding region: 1-1491 (496 amino acids)
Source: RefSeq, a predicted model, not a curated record
AUGUGCCGCUUCUUGGUCUACAAGGGCAGCGACGAGAUCCUGCUUUCCAAACUCAUCCUCGACCCUACUCAUUCCAUCCUAAGGCAAUCGUUUGAUUCUCGCUUACGGAUCGACACACGACGUGGUCAGAACAAUGCAGAUGGUUUCGGCAUCGGCUGGUUUACCGACCCCAAGCUUGGAGAGGCCCCCUGCCUGUUCCGGUCUACGAUCCCUGCGUGGAACUGCCCCAAUCUCGAGCGCAUUGCCACCAAGACGGCGUCUCGCCUCGUUUUCGCCCACGUGCGCGCAGCUACCGGUUCAUCUCUGAGCGAGACCAACUGUCACCCGUUCUCUCAUGGCAGUCUGAUGUGGAUGCAUAACGGCUCGCUCGGCGGUUGGAAAUACAUCAAGCGUCGCCUGUCCGAGCGUCUAGCAGACAAGUGGUACCAUAGCGUCGUGGGCGGCACCGACACCGAAUGGGCAUUUGCCCUCUUCCUCGACACGCUCGAACGGCUAGGUGCCAGUCCCAGUUCCCAGCCUGAGAAAGGCUUCGGGCCCGGACUUCUGCGCAAGGCUAUGCUGCGCACGAUUGCCAUUAUCAACGAGCUCAUCGACCAGAUCCCGGAAAGCACCAUCCUGUCGGAGAACGUGGACACCCGGAGCCUGCUCAACUUUGCCCUCUCGGACGGUCACAGCGUCAUCUGCACUCGUUAUGUUAGCAGCACUACCGACCAGGCGGCCAGCCUAUAUUACUCCUCUGGCAGCCAGUGGGAGAAGCGUCCGACGGCGGGCGACGACAAGGACUACAAGAUGGAGCGGCGGGAUAAAGGUGCCGAUGUUGUUCUCGUGGCUAGCGAGCCGCUCACGUUUGAGAGAGAAAACUGGGUCAAUGUUCCGACAAACUCUAUUCUCACGAUUCACGGCCAGACGGUCAUGGUUCACCCAAUCCGGGAUGCGUACUCUACCCGCGGGCCGGCGCACACGCGGUCAGCAGCCUUUGUGCAGACAAAGGGACUCGUGGCCAAUGAGAAGAACAUGCUGCUGCCGAGUCGCAUCAGCGGCUCUUUUCCAGCAGCGGUCGCAGGGACAGACCAGCACAAGCCAGCGCAUGCUUCGUCCAUGUCUACGAGCAUGUUGCGGGCACGAGUACCCGAUGCAACGAUCGUCAACCGGCCCAGAAUACCAUACUUCUCGUCAACGACCGCCAACAACGUGUCACAUCAUGCAAUGGAUUCAAACAACAACUCUACAUCCACUUCUACAGACGGUCUGCCAGCUGCGUCGGUUCUGGCUUCUCCAGCCCGGCUGUUACCGUCGAAGCAGCCAGCACAAGGCAAUAUCAAGAAGAAGCGCAUGCUUUUGAGUGAGAUGGAGCACACUGCGGUCAUGCCUGAGCAUGUUGAAGAGCAGCCGUUGACGCCCACCACACCUGCCGAGCCCCCAAGAAACAACUUUGGAGAUCCUCACAAGAUAGCCCAAUACUUCCCUGAGCUUAACACCAUUACGACUUAG